Molecule: messenger RNA, 1770 nt
Organism: Penicillium angulare
Lineage: Eukaryota; Fungi; Ascomycota; Eurotiomycetes; Eurotiales; Aspergillaceae
Product: MDR family MFS transporter
Exons: 9
Coding region: 1-1770 (589 amino acids)
Biological process (GO): transmembrane transport
Molecular function (GO): transmembrane transporter activity
Source: RefSeq, a predicted model, not a curated record
AUGAGUCAACAAGCUAUAGAGAAAGAGUGGAAGGUAGAGUCUAACUCUAUUCCUGCUGCUUCUGAUUCCUCUAGUGCUACGACGGAUCGCCCCUCCAAUCCGGAGUUUUUCUCCAAAGAAGAAAAUUUUGACUCCGGUGCUUCUGCGAUGGAGCAACCAACUGAAGAACCUGGUCAGGAUAAGCUUUCAAAGCAGGCAUCCAAGCCUGGAGAUCCUAUUCCAGAGGAUGAACGGGUAUACCUGACCGGCUUCGAGCUUGUUGCCGCGAUGGCUGCUAUUGUCCUCGUCACAUUUUUGAUGCUUCUUGAUUUGAGCAUUAUUUCUACAGCAAUUCCCACCAUCACAAACCAUUUCCACUCCCUCGCUGAUGUGGGGUGGUAUGCCAGCUCAUAUCAAAUUGCCAAUGCAUGCCUGCAGCCUCUUACAGGCAAGGUGUACACCCACUUUAACACAAAGUGGAGCUAUCUUGGCUUUUUUCUCUUAUUUGAGCUAGGCUCAUUGCUUUGUGCCAUCUCCACCUCUUCGAAGAUGCUUAUUAUCGCCCGUGCAGUAGCUGGUAUGGGUGGCUCCGGGAUGAUGAAUGGUAGUAUAACUAUCGUCGCAGCCUCGGUGCCACUCCACAAGUCUCCGGCUAUGAUCGGAAUUCUGAUGGGCCUCUCUAAUAUUGGUGUCGUUGCUGGGCCUUUGAUUGGAGGUGCCUUGACGGAAAAGGUCUCUUGGAGAUGGUGUUUCUAUAUCAACCUCCCCGUUGGAGGCUUAGUCGCAUUGAUUAUGGCUUUUAUUCGAGUUCCGGAGCCCCUGGUCAAGCCUCCUAUUAGGCAGGCCGCUGCCACGAUUCUUCAGGAGUUUGAUUUAAUUGGCUUCGCUCUUUUCACCCCAGCGGCCAUUCAACUUCUUCUCGCACUUAGCUAUGGCUCCGGGGGUAACUUCGCAUGGGGUAGUGCAACGAUCAUCGGUCUCUUCUGUGGAUCAGGCGGUACAUUCAUUGUUUUCCUACUCUGGGAGAAUCACAAAGGGGCUAAAGCAAUGGUUCCUUUGAAGAUGAUUGCGAAAAGAAAGGUCUGGUCAAGCUGUCUUCUCAUGAUGGGUCUUUCGGGGACAGUGAUUAUCUCAAGUUACUACUUGCCUAUCUACUUCCAGUCUGUCCACAAUGAUUCCCCAAUCAGGAGUGGAGUAUCCAUGUUACCCCUUAUGCUUGGGCAGGUUGUGUUCUCAGUGGUAUCUGGACUUAUGAUCGGAAGGGUAGGGUACUACAUGCCGUUUGCUAUUCUCGGAGGAGCUCUUGCCGCCAUCGGCGGUGGCCUCCUGUCCUCAAUGACACCCAGCACAUCCACCGGCAAAUGGGUUGGGUACCAACUCAUGUCAGGUGCUGGUCGUGGAUUUGCCUUUCAAGUGCCUAUUAUUGCUAUCCAAAAUUCUCUACCUUAUCAAGAAAUAUCGAUGGGGAUGGCAAUACUUGUGUUCUGUCAAACAAUGGCUGGUGCUGUCAUCAUCACCAUAGCGAACGUCAUUUUUGAUACUGGCCUUAAAUCAACCCUGGUCACAUAUGCUCCAAAUGCGAAUUCACAGGCUGUGGUCGCAGCUGGUGCGACGGGAUUUAGAUCUGUUGUGUCGGAAACAGACAUACCAGGUGUCAUCAGAGCUUAUGCGAAAUCGUUCGAUUAUACUUCCUACCUGAAUGCUGGAGUUGCAGCGGUUAUUUUCUUAUCUGCAUUCGGAACAGGCUGGGUCGAUAUUCGAAAGAAGAAGAAGCCUUUGGAGAAGGUGUAG